Messenger RNA from Eupeodes corollae, 1827 nucleotides. RefSeq lists its product as uncharacterized. The coding region runs from base 1 to 1827 and encodes 608 amino acids. Lineage: Eukaryota; Metazoa; Arthropoda; Insecta; Diptera; Syrphidae. The record is from RefSeq and is a predicted model, not a curated record. The transcript has a single exon.
AUGACCUCUCAGUCACAAUUCGAGAAAUCAGGUAAAAUGGAAAAUAUUAUACAGAUUUUAUUGUUCAAUACAAGAAUGAACUUAAGGACAAGCACAACCUAUAGUUUUCUUAGUUUCCUGCUUUUCCUCCGAAUUUAUAAUGGACAAAAAUUCAAACUUGAAACCGAAGUUAUUGAAAAACUAUACCAGGAAAGUGACUCUGCAACUGUGUUGUUCAUCGGAAGUGAAAGUGAAUUUUUGAGUGAAUUUAUUAGAAGCCAUAAUAAUAUCCCAGUGUCAGUUUUCUGUGCUAACGGGACUCCAACUGUCACCAAUGCUGAAGACUCUCUUCAAAGAUUCAUCUUAGUGGUUCAUUCUUCCAAGGAGACCACUCACAAACAGUCCUGGAUGAACACAACACUACUAGAAUUCAUUCCAAAAAUGGCAUCAAGAAAACAUGUUAUUAUUGUCUCAAAAAGCAUUGAGAAUCUUUCGGAUUAUUUUUCUUUCUUUUGGAAACAUAAUUUUACCAGGAUCUUUGGAAUCACCAGAAACACAUUGUAUGGUUAUCUUCCAUUUGCAAAUGAACCAAUCAAAACAAUCUCCACGAAUGACAUACAACUUCUGGAUGCUCUGAAGGAUUUCAAUGGUUUCUCGAUGAGAACAAUUUUUCGAAAGGAUUUCCCAAGAAUAUUUCGAUACGUCAACAAACAAGGAUCUGUUGAAAUUGGAGGAAUUUAUGGGAAAAUAUUUCUGAAUUUCCUACACAAAUAUAACGGAACUUUUAGAGAAAUUGCACAAUAUAAAAACACAACGGUACAGUUAAAAGAAUUGAUUCAUGCAAUCUCAACCGAUGAAGUUGAUUUAGUUAUGAAUCUUUACCAUCCCAUGAAAGGAGCUAGAUUCAGUAGUUAUCCAAUUGAUGUGGCAAAAUCCACCUUCAUGGUGCCAAUUAACGGAGUUGUCGGAGCCAAUGAAUACUUUAUGAGACCGUUUUCCAUUGGGGCGUGGCUAUGCAUUGGAUUAAUGUUCAUCUACAUAAUAGUAAUGGAUGUGUUCAGAGAAAUUCUUGUUGGUUCGACGGUGAAUUUGUGGGAAAGUUCUAGCAGAAUCUUCUUAAUGAUGUUGCGUCUACCCACCGAAUGUCAAAUUACAACAGGCUAUCGUUUCCAUAUCCAAGUGUUACUACUGUCAUUUGUGUUGGGAAAUUUGUAUACUGUAUAUUUUACCUCAUUUCUAACGGUUUUCAUAAAAACGCGUCAAUAUGAGACUGUGCAGGAUUUAAUUGACAGCAACUUGAAAGUUCUAUUGGUCCAAUUUGAAUGGGAAUUUAUAAAGGGACUAAAUAUUUUACCAUCGGGUUUUGAGAAAAUUGCAAUUCCUGUUGAUUUUUAUACUUUGGCAAAGGAACGAGACUCCAUGCGAAAUACUAGCUUUGCAUAUUCCGUCGGCAGUGAUAAGGGAAAUUUCCUAAUAAGCCUUCAAGCACAUGUGACAAAGCCUCAAUUUCGCUUAUUGCCAGAACAUGUUAUGACAGCAUUUGUAUGCGUUUUAAUGCCUCAACAUUCACCGUUGAAGGACAUUUUUGAUCGAUUUAUAAUGCAAAUUGCUGAAACUGGACUUUAUAAUAAAUGGAGGAAUGAUGCUAUUUUUCAAGUAUUUCAUUGUGAGGAUUGUCAUCAGACGAGUUAUUAUAGUUAUAGACUGAAUUUUGAAGAUGUAAAUCGUAAAGUGCCAUUGACAUUGUAUCAUUUAAAAUUCGCUUGGGAAAUUUUGAUAUUUGGAUUGACAAGUGCCGUUUUUGUAUUUUUGGGUGAACUGGUUUUUAUAAGAUGUGUUUGGUUCUAA